Molecule: messenger RNA, 2395 nt
Organism: Rhodamnia argentea
Lineage: Eukaryota; Viridiplantae; Streptophyta; Magnoliopsida; Myrtales; Myrtaceae
Product: pentatricopeptide repeat-containing protein At3g22670, mitochondrial
Exons: 2
Coding region: 142-1797 (551 amino acids)
Molecular function (GO): protein binding
Source: RefSeq, a predicted model, not a curated record
CCGCCCUCCUUCACCCGCCGCCCAACCACCCUCCGCCCCUCGAGUGGGCCGCCGACCCCGCUCGACGCCGAGGCUCGAAGUUGCGUCGCCUUCAGUUGUCCUUCGUUCGCUUUACUCCCUGCUCAGGUCUGGCCAUCUAAAAUGCUUUCAAAGUUCCACGUUGCAAAGCUUUUGUCCUGUUCGGCUUCUCAAAGAAAGACUGAUUUGUAUGUUGCUUCAAGUUGCUACUUGUGCAACUCCUUUUGUACUGUCACUAAGCCGCCUGAGAGAAAUGAGUCACCGGAAAUCCCAAGUUGGGUGAAGUUCCUUGAUGACAAGAGCCAUGGAAGUCCUGAUGCAGAUGAUAAUUUUGUGAUCCCUUCCCUUGCUUCUUGGGUUGAGAGUUAUGGGCCAUAUGGUCGUAUUGAAGUUGCCAAGGUUACAUCGAGUGACAUAGAAGAAAUUAAUGUUGAGAAAGUCUGCAAACUUUUGAGGAACCGGUAUUCAUCACCAGAUAGUGUUGUCGCAGCUUUGAAUGCUAGUGGUGUUGGUUCUUCAAGCAGUAUGAUUGAGCGAAUUUUGAAGAAAUUUAACAAUGAUUGGAUCCCAGCCUUUGGUGUUUUCACUUGGGCAAAACUCCAAAUGGGUCACCAUCAUCCAUCUGUGUUAUGUGAUCUAAUGGUUGACAUACUAGGGAAAUCAAGUAAGUUCCAUUUGAUGUGGAAUUUGGUGGAGGAAAUGAAGAUAGUAGAAGGUUAUGUUACACUGGCAACUAUGAGUAAGGUGAUUAGAAGGCUUGCUAGAGCAGGUAAGUACCAAGAUGCAAUAGACGCCUUCAAAGAAAUUGAGCAAUUUGGUGUCAAGAGGGACAUUGCUGCAAUGAAUGUGCUAAUGGAUGCAUUGGCUAAGGAAAAUAGUGUUGAGCAUGCCCGUGAAGUGUUUUUGCAGUUUAAGUCAAGUAUUCCAUGUGAUAUCCAUAGUUACAAUAUUCUGAUACAUGGGUACUGUAAAUGUAAACAAUUUGAUAAUGCAAGAAAAAUUUUGGAAGAGAUGGAGCAACAAGGGUUUGAACCUAAUGUUAUUUCUUAUACAUGUUUUGUCGAAUGGUAUUGUCGUGAACAGGAUUUUCAUAAAGUAAAUGCCAUUCUGGAUGAAAUGAAGAAAAAGGGUUGUUCGCCAAAUACGGUGACAUAUACUACUUUAAUGCAAGGGUUGGGGAAAGCAAAGCAACUAAAUGAUGCACUGGAGGUCUAUGAAAAUAUGAAGAGCUUUGGUUGUGCUCCGGAUCCCUCCUUUUAUAGCUCAUUGAUUUAUAUCUUGAGUAAAGCUGGUAGAUUUAAGGAUGCGUGGGCUGUAUAUGAAGACAUGGGGACGCAAGGAGUUAAACCAGACUUGUUGACAUUUAACACAGUAAUUGCGGCUGCUUGCACGUGUUCACGAGAAGAGACUGCUUUGAAGAUUCUUAAGAAAAUGGAAGAAGAUUCUUGUAAGCCAGAUCUCAAGACAUAUGCAUCUCUAAUAAAGAUGUGCUGCAGAAAGAAGAGAAUGAAGGUUCUUCAAUUUUUGUUGAACCACAUGCUUAAAAACGAUGUCAGUAUCGAAGUCUCAACCUACUCUCUUUUGGUACGUGGGCUUUGCAAAUCUGGGAAACUUGAGGAGGCUUGUUUGUUCUUUGAAGAAAUGGUGUUGAGAGGAAUAGUCCCUUGGGAAACCACAUGCAAAAUGCUGGUACAGAAGCUUGAUGGAAUGAGCAUGGGAAAACAAAAGGAGCACAUUGAGAAGCUAAUGUCAGUGGCGAAAAAGGGGGAGAAGAUUUAGUUUUGUUUGAGAGGAAAAAAGCUAUUCAGAUUUGUAUUAUUUGUUAUUAAAAGGAAUUUGCAGUAUCAAUGUCUCUCAAAUGGUUCCUCUAUUCUAUUAUUGGUUACAGAAGUUGACCUGUGCUGUGAAUAGAGUGUGGCAUUAGCAUGACUAUACAAGGUGUUAAAGUUAUAGGAAGAUAGUCCAUUUCACAUCUAGGCUCCUCUUUGUUUGGAAUUCAAUUGAAUGGCUGGAUGUGUUUUGACAACUGAUGCUUGCACUGUCAUGUUAGAGAAUGAAUAACCACUGGCAUUAUUCCUUCUGCCAUUUCUUCCUUUGAAUGCCUUAUAAUUUCAGCGUGGAAACUGUGUGCAGACAAUAGAAGUUAAAGCUUAAAAAAGGACACUCCAUUUUUGUCCAUUUAUAUUUUGGCUACUCUCCUAAUGUGAUCUGAUUCCGAGGCUGCAUAUGAUGUAUUUCAUGUGAGGAUUUCUUUGUAGUGUGCUUGAAGAAUAAACAGCCACUUGCAUCACUUUUUCGUCGUUUCACUGUUUUUAGUACUUGUGUAGAUAUUAUUUUUUUCUGCAUUCAUUUAGUUUUCAUCACGAGUCAAGCUUUU